This is a messenger RNA of Kazachstania africana CBS 2517, 1083 nucleotides long. RefSeq names its product aurora kinase (gene IPL1). Gene Ontology annotation, molecular function: protein kinase activity; ATP binding. Lineage: Eukaryota; Fungi; Ascomycota; Saccharomycetes; Saccharomycetales; Saccharomycetaceae. Gene Ontology annotation, biological process: protein phosphorylation; regulation of cytokinesis; mitotic spindle organization. The transcript has a single exon. Gene Ontology annotation, cellular component: spindle microtubule; spindle midzone; spindle pole centrosome. Bases 1 to 1083 code for a protein of 360 amino acids. The record is from RefSeq and is a predicted model, not a curated record.
AUGCCGGAGACUAGUAAACGUCCAUCAAUUCUGAGGGACGCCCUUGGACGUGAUCCAUUGGUGAAUAUGCGCGUGAAUAACACUGGAAUAGUAAGUCCAAUAAGACGAUCAUAUCAACAAUCAAAUAAGGCGUGGCAAAUAUCAAAGUCACCCUCGAGGAUUCCUUCCUCCCCAGCGAAGCCUUUAUCUAGGACCAGACUACAUAGGGAAACUGGGAUAGUUUCCCCCAGCAGACUGAAAAAUGUGGCAAUGUCAAAAGUGUCCUCUUCACCUUUACAGAUCAAGCAAACCACAUUAGAGGAUUUCGAAAUUGGCAAAAAAUUGGGAAAAGGCAAAUUUGGUAAAGUGUAUUGUGUUAAACACAAGAAAAGUGGGUUUAUAUGUGCUUUAAAAGCUAUGGAGAAGAAUGAGAUUAUUCAAUACAAUCUCCAAAAGCAAGUUAGAAGAGAAAUUGAAAUUCAAACAAUAUUGAACCAUCCAAACCUUACGAAACUAUAUUCAUUCUUCCAUGAUGAAAAGAGAAUCUACAUUGUUAUGGAAUAUCUAAUUCAGGGCGAACUGUAUAAACUUUUACAAUCUCACGGUCCGUUCAACGACGUACUGGCUUCGAACUAUGUCUACCAAAUUGCAGAUGCUCUCGAUUAUCUUCAUCAGAAGCAUAUCAUUCAUAGAGAUAUUAAGCCGGAAAAUAUACUAAUUGGAUUCAAUAAUACCGUCAAAUUAACGGAUUUUGGCUGGAGUAUAAUCAAUCCUAAGGGUAUACGAAGGAAGACGUUAUGUGGGACAAUCGACUAUCUUUCUCCCGAAAUUAUUACGUCAAAAGAGUAUGAUCACACGGUGGAUAUUUGGGCAUUAGGUGUUCUGGCAUACGAAUUGGUCGUGGGAUCGCCAGCUUUCGAGGAAGAAACCAAAGAGAUGACAUAUAAGAGAAUCGUCAAGGGUGAACUAAAAUUUCCUGAACACUUGCCGAACAUUGUCAGAGAUCUGAUACAGCGAAUCCUAGUUAUUGAGCCCAGCAAGAGAAUGUCACUGAAGGAAAUCAAACGCCAUCCAUGGAUCCUCAAAAACAAACCACUAUGGUAA